Messenger RNA from Mytilus californianus (California mussel), 1276 nucleotides. RefSeq names its product zinc finger protein 239-like. The record is from RefSeq and is a predicted model, not a curated record. The transcript has 2 exons. Bases 45 to 1013 code for a protein of 322 amino acids. Lineage: Eukaryota; Metazoa; Mollusca; Bivalvia; Mytilida; Mytilidae.
AUACAGGUGAUGAGUUUAGUCGUUGUUCAAACUUACAAAUUAAGAUGAGACCAGAAACUGGUGAUAAACUCAACACAUGUGAUAUAUGUGGUAAAGGGUAUGCUCAUACUUCAACCUUAGGGAGACACAUAAGAACACACACUGGUGAUAAACCUUAUAGAUGUAAUGUAUGCGGUAAAAGAUUUUCUGACUGUUCAAACUUAAACAGCCACACAAGAACACACACAGGUGAUAAACCGUAUAAAUGUAAUAUGUGUAGUAAAGCUUUUGCUCAAAGUUCAACCUUAUGGAGACACACAAGAACGCACACUGGUGAUAAUUCGUAUAAAUGUGAUGUAUGCGGUAAAAAGUUUACUCAGAGUAAUGAUAUGAAGAGACAUAUGAGAAUACACACUGGUGAUAAACCGAGUAAAUGUGAUAUAUGUGGUAAAGGGUUUGCUCAAAGUUCAACAUUGCAGAGACACAUGAGUACACACACUGUUGAUCAAUCUGAUAUAGACGAUGAGUUAAGUCACAGUUCAAACUUACAAAUUAAGAUGAGAACACAUACUGGUGAUAAACCUAAUACAUGUGAUAUAUGUGGUAAAGGAUUUACUGAUAGUUCAAUAUUAAAGAGUCACACAAGAACACUUACUGAUGAUAAACCUUCUAUAGGUUAUGAGUUAAGUCAUAGUUCAAACUUACAAAAAUUACCAAAGAUGAAAUCACAUACUGGUGAUAAACCCAAUACAUGUGAUAUAUGUGGUAAAUGGUUUGCUCAUACUUCAACCUUAAGGAUACACAUGAGAAAACACACUGGUGAUAAACCUUAUAAAUGUGAUGUAUGCUGUAAAAGUUUCGCUCAGAGUUCAAAUUUAAAAACACACAUAAGAACACACACUGGUUAUAAACCGUAUGAAUGUGAUGUGUGUGGAAAAGGGUUUGGUGUUUCUUCAAACUUGCACAUGCAUAUGAGAACGCAUACUGGUUACAAACCUUAUAAAUGUUAUAUAUGUGGUAAAAGAUGUAAUUAGAGUAAUGCUAUGCAGAAACACAUGAGAACACACAAGGGUGAUAAACCUUAUGAAUGUGAUAUAUGCGGUAAAGGGCUUGGUGAUAAUUCAACAUUGCAGAAACACAUGAGAAUACAUACUGGUAAUAAACCUUAUAAAUGUGAUGUGUGUAGUAGAGAGUUUGGUGAUCGUUCAAGCUGACAGAGACAUGUGAGAAGACACAUUUGUGAUAAUUAAUCCUAAUAAAUGUGAUAAGUGUUGUAAAGGGUUUAUUUAAACAAACU